CUCCCUCUCAGUCGCCCACAUCCGCUCACUUUCUGCACUCGCCUUCAAACAAGCUGCAGCAUCUUCCUAUAGGGAGCAUCUCCUCCACAGCUUGCCAUCCCCGAGGCUGCGUCACUAUCGUCACAAGAAUGUCCAUCGUCAAUAUUGUUGCCAGGGAGAUCCUGGACUCCAGGGGAAACCCGACUGUGGAAGUCGACCUGCAUACUGGCAAAGGUGUGUUCAGGGCCGCCGUGCCCAGCGGUGCAUCCACCGGCAUCUACGAGGCUCUUGAGCUCCGAGAUGGAGACAAGACUCGCUACAAGGGCAAAGGUGUAACCAAAGCUGUUGGUCACAUUAACGACACCCUGGGCCCUGCCCUCAUCCAGUCUGGAAUCAAUGUGUUGGAGCAGGAGAAACUGGACAACACCAUGAUUGAAAUGGACGGGACUGACAACAAAUCUAAAUUUGGGGCCAAUGCUAUUCUUGGAGUGUCACUGGCCAUAUGCAAAGCUGGCGCAGCAGAGAAAGGUGUCCCCCUGUACCGCCACAUUGCUGAUCUGGCUGGAAACACAGAAUUGGUCCUCCCAGUUCCUGCUUUCAAUGUGAUCAAUGGGGGCUCCCAUGCUGGGAACAGACUGGCCAUGCAGGAGUUCAUGGUACUUCCUGUAGGGGCGGAGUCUUUCCGUGAUGCUAUGCGUGUGGGGGCGGAGCUCUACCAGACCCUGAGAGAUGUCAUCAAGGAGAAGUACGGCCAGGAUGCUACAAAUGUGGGAGACGAGGGAGGCUUCGCCCCGAACAUACAGGAGAACAGUGAAGCCUUGGAGCUGAUUAAGACGGCCAUAGAGAAAGCAGGCUUCACAGACAAAGUGGUGAUAGGAAUGGAUGUUGCGGCUUCAGAGUUUUUCAUUGAGGGCAAGUACGACCUGGACUUUAAGUCUCCACCCAGCGCGGCCCGCAACAUCAGUGGUGAGGAGCUGGCCGGCAUCUACCAGGGCUUCAUUAACAACUACCCAGUGGUGUCUAUUGAAGAUCCUUUUGACCAGGACGACUGGCCGGCUUGGUCUCAGUUUACAGCCUCAGUGGGCAUCCAGGUGGUUGGAGACGAUCUGACGGUCACAAACCCACACAGGAUACAACGCGCCGUGGAGGACAAGGCCUGCAACUGCCUGCUGCUCAAAGUCAACCAGAUUGGCUCCGUUACAGAGUCCAUCAAGGCGUGUAAGCUGGCCCAGGAGAACGGUUGGGGUGUGAUGGUGAGCCACCGCUCGGGAGAAACCGAGGACACUUUUAUAGCUGACCUGGUGGUUGGUCUCUGCACUGGACAGAUCAAGACUGGAGCUCCCUGUCGCUCAGAGCGUCUGGCCAAAUACAACCAGCUCAUGAGGUGGGUAUUCAUGGCUCCAUGGGUAUGUAUAGAAGUACAAAGAGAAAACACUACAUAUGCCGUUUUUAUAUUUCCUUCUUUUUCCCCUCUUUGUUUCAUCUGCUGUUGUCUUCUUUCACAUUCAUCUGCCUGCUCGACAUUUCGAUCUGUUUUCUUCCUCACCUCCUCUUCGUCCUCUCAGGAUUGAGGAAGAGUUGGGUGACCAGGCUCGCUUUGCUGGACACAACUUUCGUAACCCCAGUGCCCUUUGAGUGCCAGUGCAUUAGCAGUGGCACAUAAGAAAGCACCCAAACAUAUGAAUAUAAAGUUAUAUUUCCCUGAUAGUAAUGAAAUCGUGAACCUGUUGUUACAACUAAUUAGUUUCUUCAAAUGAUUAAAAUGUACAGGUAAUGCACUGUAGCUACAGCAUAUAUGACCAGACGCUUCAGCGAGUGAGUUACUUAAUUGGUUGCAGCAAAUCCUGAACAAAGCCUGGAGGAAAAGAAAAGAGUGUUUCACCUCUCAGCAGACGAGCACCUUCCCUUGUUAGUUUGUCUCUCUUUCUUGCUUUCUCUGACUCUCUAUACUUCAGACUCACUGCAGACGUGUUUGGAUCUUAUGUGCCCUGUGUUCUUCUUUCUCUUCCUCGUGUCAUGUAUGAUGUGAACCCUCAGCAGCUUGCUUCAAAAUUGUAUGUGUCACUUUGUCUAUAAGGUCAUGCUUAAUAAAGAACUGGAUCCAAAUUAACUCGAACCAA
Pseudoliparis swirei is the source of this 2099-nucleotide messenger RNA. RefSeq names its product gamma-enolase-like. The transcript is spliced from 13 exons. Gene Ontology annotation, cellular component: phosphopyruvate hydratase complex. Bases 129 to 1550 code for a protein of 473 amino acids. Lineage: Eukaryota; Metazoa; Chordata; Actinopteri; Perciformes; Liparidae. Gene Ontology annotation, biological process: glycolytic process. Gene Ontology annotation, molecular function: phosphopyruvate hydratase activity; magnesium ion binding. The record is from RefSeq and is a predicted model, not a curated record.